AUGCAGGACGAUGAUACUGAUGUUGUUCUUCGUGGAGUAGUUAGUUUUGUUGAGAAGAGGAAGGUUGAAAGAAGCAAACCCCAGGAGGAGAUUACUAAAGAUGUUGUGAUUAAGGCAGGUGAUGAUGACGAAAAACAGAAUGGUCUUAAGAAGAAGAAGAAGAAGAAAGCUGGUAAACGAAAAGGGAAAGGGAAGAUCAAAACUUAUUAA
Messenger RNA from Thlaspi arvense, 210 nucleotides. NCBI's taxonomy places the organism in Eukaryota, Viridiplantae, Streptophyta, Magnoliopsida, Brassicales, Brassicaceae. The record is from the annotation of a GenBank genome assembly.